GUUAACAAGACUCACAUGCUUUCUUUCUAGGCUCCAUAUGUACCUGAAUCAAUUGUGCUUAACUUCUCACACCCAAAAUCUAAAGCAAAAGACAUUGUUACCUCUUAACCCUUGACCCUUUUUCAACUUUGUUAAGAAUGGCUUCAACACUCAAUAAAACAGUUCCUAUUACCCUGUUCAUGCUUUUGGUGACAUGCUCAUUUCAAGCCAUGCCCCGUGUAAUGAACGAAGAAACCAUCGUUCAGAAACACAAGUUGUGGAGGGCUCAGCACGGACGUACUUAUGUGAAUGAAGCAGAGGAGGAGAAACGUUUUAAGAUAUUGAAGGACAACCUUGAAUACAUUGAAAACUUCAACUCCUUAGGGAACCAAACCUAUGAGUUAAGCCUAAAUAAAUUUGCAGACUUAACUAAUGAAGAAUUUGUAGCCUUAUACACUGGAUAUAAGGAGCCUCCCCAUACAGGAUCAUCAAAGGAAAACAUAGUUUUCCUGUACGAGAAACUGACAGAAGUCCCAUCUAGCAUGGACUGGAUACAAGCAGGAGCAGUCACAAGUGUUAAAGAGCAGGGCAUUUGCGGUUCCUGCUGGGCAUUUUCUGCUGUAGCUGCUGUGGAAGGAAUCAUUCAGAUUAAGACAGGUAACUUGAUCUCACUGUCUGAACAACAGCUGGUAGAUUGUGACAUAAUGAGUACUGGCUGUAGAGGCGGCUGGAUGGAAAAUGCAUUUCACUACAUUAUACAAAAUCCAGGGAUUACUACCGAAGCAAAUUACCCGUACAAGGGAAAGGAUGGAAAAUGCAAUCUUAAGAAAGCAGCUAUGUCAAAUGUCACAAUACAUGGGUAUGUAGAUGUUCCUGCAAACAAUGAGAAGGCGCUGCUAAAGGCUGCUAGCAAGCAGCCUAUCUCGGUUUAUGUUCAUGCAACAAGCAAAGGCUUUCAGUUCUACUCAAAUGGAAUUUUCAGUGGAAAAUGUGGGACUGAUCUUAAUCAUGGUGUUACUAUAGUUGGGUAUGGGACAGCUAAAGAUGGUACUAAAUACUGGCUAGUGAAGAACUCGUGGAGCAAGGACUGGGGUGAGAAAGGUUACAUGAGGAUCAAGAGAGAUGUUGAUGCUCCGGAAGGUCUUUGCGGUAUCGCCAAAAAGGCUUCUUAUCCUAUUGCAUGAAAGGCUAGCUAGUUUCACCAAAGCAUUGAUAUCUCCACAUAUACUUCAUGAUCACUACUACUUAUUUUGAAUAUGUACUACGUCCUUUCUGUUUCCUAUUAUGCUUGCUCUUGUAUAAGUAAAAUUCCAGUGAGCCCUUAAUAAUAUGUUGACAUCAAC
This is a messenger RNA of Rubroshorea leprosula, 1322 nucleotides long. The record is from the annotation of a GenBank genome assembly. Lineage: Eukaryota; Viridiplantae; Streptophyta; Magnoliopsida; Malvales; Dipterocarpaceae.